This is a messenger RNA of Bradysia coprophila, 5537 nucleotides long. It is a transcript of the gene vir, whose product is annotated as VIR_N domain-containing protein. NCBI's taxonomy places the organism in Eukaryota, Metazoa, Arthropoda, Insecta, Diptera, Sciaridae. Gene Ontology annotation, biological process: mRNA modification. The record is from RefSeq and is a predicted model, not a curated record. Gene Ontology annotation, molecular function: RNA binding. Gene Ontology annotation, cellular component: RNA N6-methyladenosine methyltransferase complex.
ACGUAUGUCAUGUCAAAACAAAAAAGAGUCUUAUUAAAAAGUCAAAAAUGGCUGAUGACGAAGCCGUGCAACUAUUGUUUUUCGACACAUUUCCACAUGAAGUAAACGAGGAACUCAAUCUGGAUUUGGUUCAAUUCCCAAAGCCUGUUUACAUUACGGAGGUACGAAUUAUACCACUUGGUGCACGCGUUAAGGCCGAUUUUGCUGGUGGAGAUCGUUUGGGCGCAACAAAUCCCUCAAAAUUCAAUAUUGAAUUUUUCGUCAAUGAUUUGGGCAAACCCGGCUCUUCGUUCGAAUCGUUGGGAAAUUUAGAAUACAAUCAGAAUGACUGCAUUCACUUGGAUUGUGUUAAGAAAGACGUGAGACAAAUUCCCACAGAUGGAUUGGUAUUACGUGGUUGGUACACAACAAUAACAUUGGCAGUUUACGGUACGUUAACGAACGGUAUAACAGAAUCACCACAAGAAGAAGUGUUAGUGGCACCGCCUCCUGCUGUUGAAAAAGUACCAGCUGAACCGGAAGCGGCUUGGCAACCACCAGAAGAAGAAAUUCAUCCCCGCGAAGAAGUUUACAUCGAAUUCGAAUCGAAACCAUUCACUCCGCCACAAUUUCAUCACACCGAACCGCUAAAAGACAAUAAUAGACCGUUUGUUCGGCAACCAGACCGGACCGCUUCAAGUGAAAGUGACUGGGACCGAGAAGCAGAAGAUGAAGAACGUGCCAAACAUCCGGAAAAUUCUCCAGUGGUUCGUGCAACCAGCAGAGAAAUAUCAAGAACACGCGACUGCAGCCGCGGCUACUCUCGGUCGUCUAGUCGUGAACGCGAUUUCUUGAAUCGUUCCAAACGGGAUUGGUCUCGAAGCCCGGAGUAUCGUCGGUCGAGGCGGAGGACUGAGUCGUAUGAACGUGCUCAUCGAGAUGUGUCACGAGAGCACGACAAAGAACUGGAAACGAAACGACCGAGAACACCGCCAAUAUUAUUAUCCCCGAAACGUCCGCGUACACCGGAUCAAGCGUCACCGGUGGGUAGUGUGGAAGAAGUGAGUUAUAAGGGAAGAGGUGAACGUAAAUACAGUGAGAAAUCGGUGCGGUCUGUUGAUAACGAACCAAAGGCAGUGUCACCAGUGCCAAUGGAUUUGUUGGUCGAAUCUCCAAUCGGUGGUGUUGAUGAAUCAUCUCAAGGUGGUGAAGCAUUCGAGCCGAUAUUAAGUGAUGAAGAAAUAAACGAUGAGUGUGAAGGUCAAUUCGACAUGGACUACGACGACAAUGACUGUGAAGAGUUUAUCAAAUGUGUUGAUCCAACGACGACGACAUUGGAACGAUUUGCUGACGAGCAACGAUCAAUUAAGGAAGUCGAAUUAUCAAUGAAAAUCGUGCACAAAUACAAAUUGCGUGACGAUGUGGCCUCGUUCAAAAACUUUGAUAGUCUGGCACCGGAAUCGAAAGAGGCCUGGAUUCAUUGCACGGAAAAUUUUGUGCAGAUGCUGCAACUGAUUCACAAUUUUCCGUACUCCAAGCGAAAUGAAAUGUUGGAUGCUAUUUUGAAUGAACAUAUUGACACGCUGGUGGAUUGGGUCCGAAUUGGCAUAUUCUGUGCUAUGUUUCAACCGCAAGCUGUUUACAAGAUUCGGCAUAUUAAAAUCGGUGCAAGACUAACGGAACUGCUUGGUUGUUGUCAUAGUUUCUUGCACACGUUAUUGUACAAAGAGAAACUCAAUAUUUUCGCCGAGUUGUUGAAUUUGUACUAUCAACAGCACAUGGCACUGUCGAUUAAAUUGAUGAUCAUCAAAGCGAUAUAUUCGUGCCUGGAUCUGAAGAUCGGCGUAGCUUAUUUUCUAACCAAUUGGGAUACUGAGAACGGAUACCAGAAACUUAUAAGUGCGAUCCAAGCGAACCCAUUAACCAGAGCAAAAUUUGCAUUAAAGGCUGUGUUAAAGAAGAUCAACCUAUUCGAAUCGUUGGAGCUACUGAGAGUCACAAUCGAUCGAAUUUUCAUGUCGAACGAACAAUUUCUGACCGCCGAAUCCGACCUAUCACUGUUGGAAACGACACUGUUGGACGUGCUGAAGUCAUUCACAACGGAAGCGAUCCAUUUCAGUCAACCCAAGCGAUAUCUUCCCGUUUCCGCAACAUUCGAAAUCGUCAAAGACUUAGCAUCGAUACGAAGUACGGCCGCAACAUUUCAAUCGUAUUUCGAUUGUCAUGCAUUUAUCGAAUGCAUUUUAUUGAUGAUAUCGCAUCAGCAUGUGCUGCCGUCGGUGAUAUUGGAUUUGUGUUUGGAAAUGGUGAAAGCACUGACUAACUGCAAUUGUGGAUUGGAUUAUUUGUAUAAUAAGCCGGAGACGACUGGCGUGUUGGUGAAAUGUUUGAUUGGUACAGUUAGUGAUGAAAAUCCGGAAAGCUUGGAAGAGGACAUCGACACGGCUAAAUAUGAUACGGGCAACCAUAAACUUGGAAUUGAAAUCGUUUAUAAGAUAAAAACCAAAUUUUUCCUGGAUGCAAUUCAAAACAUCACGGACGACAACGAAUUAGGCGAAACAUUCAAUCUAUUUUACAGUCUCACUACCAAUCCGGUUGGUAAACAUCAUGUGGUCAGUACUAUAUCAAUGGAAAAUAAUUUGAUGAUUUUGCUGGACGUAAUUGAAAAGGAGAAAAAAUCCGAAUUGACCAAUCAGUCGUCACCCGGAUCGAAGAUUAAAAGUCCAUACAUUGGAUAUUGUGUCGAUUUGAUAGAUCUUACCGUGAGGAAUGCAUCAAAUACCGACUAUUUGGAGGAGUGUGGCAAUAUCCUAUUGAAUUUGUGCAAGAACCAUGAAACAUUUGAGCCAACCAUUUCGUUGGUAUUGCAGGAAAUUGCCAUUUAUUUGAAGCCAUUGGAAAUACCGAACAUAUUUCAGUAUGACGAUAUUACGGAAUUGUGCGAUCUGAUAAAACGUUGCACCGAAUUUGUCACCAAUUUUCCGGGUGAAUUGAUCACAUCGUUGCGAUUGAUAAAGCACAUGGCCAUUUCAAAUGUGGAAGACGAACGUGCCGACGAUCAUGUUGAACUGAAGCAUAAGUAUGUUGUGUUAAAGUUCUACUCUGCCGACGGUAUAGCGACCAUGGUCUCCAUAUUGGAUAAAUUGAAUUCGUAUUUCGAACAACCAGCCGUUCAUAUGGCAGCGUUGGCAUCGAACCAAGGUUUAUUAGCCACACAAAUAAUUUGUCCAGCAGUGCAGGUGCUAAGAAAAAUGCUAACAUAUGUGAUACAAAGUCGCAACACACAGUACAAAGACUUGACCGUCAUCGAACAUUUGCUCAAAACGUUCAACUUAAUGCAUUUCGUUCAGCCGCACAGUGGAACGUAUUAUCAAGCCAAAACGAUCCAAGACGAAAUAAUCAAAAUCCUGUUGGCCUACACGCAACCGACUCCGGUGGAAGGAUUAGACACGGAAUCGGUUCAUAAAAGUAUCUGGACACAAAUGAUCGGCGAACUGACCAAGCAUAUACUCAGUGGACCUCAUACGUUCAUUUCGGGUCUACUCGUAUUCUCUGAGCUUCUUCCGCUUCCAUUGCCCGUUUUGACGAAAUCAUCAUUGUCGGAAGCUGAAGUAACCCGGCUCAUAACGGAACGUCAACUUUGGUCGGCUCAUCUACAUCCGAAAAGUGCCAUCUUGACGGAAAUGAUACAGACCAUUUGCACGUCAUCGUAUCCAGAACUGUUGAAUAUUUUGAGAAGAGUUUGCGUUCAAUUGGCUGAUUUGGCUCCAAAUAUGUCGUUGCUGGUGUCAAAAGCUAUUCUUGAUUUACUAUUGCUGGACACGCCGCCAUCGUCUGCAUUGACAUUGAGACUGUUAAGAUUCCUUUCGAUGCUCAUCGUCGAGCCAACCAUCAAAAUUACCGUGCUGUCAAUUUUACCCGGAAAAUUUUACGAUCUGUUGGCCGUAAUGACUUCCAGUUCGGCGCUUAAGUUACAGAAAAUUGCCUACGGAAUAUUUGAAAUUCUACUGGAUUCGGAUCUGGGCCUAGUGCCAUUUGAAACGAGUAAAGGGAAAGCAACGACGAUAUCUUGUGCCUUACCAUCAAAGGAUUUGUUACCAUCUGUUGUCAAUUUGUUCGUAGAAAAUUUCUUAAAAGUCGGCAACGAUUCGUCAGUGUAUGCGCUGAACAUGUUGUUGUUGUUGGCGAGAUAUGACUACACACUUUAUCUGCUCCGAACAGCGUUAGAGAAAGAAAAGGAAAAAAUUCUGAAAGUCAUCGCUCAUCUGACCAGCUCCAUCAAAGUUGGUGCAAAGCAACAAUUUCUCUCGGCAUUUAUUGAAUUUUUCACAUCUUUAACAAUCGCCAAUGAAUUAACUCAUCGCCAGUCGUCAUUAGCUCCAUCAGAUUUAGCAUCAAUUUUGUCAUGGCCAACGAAAAAUCUUAAUGAGCUUUACCAUCCGUUGGAACAAUUGAAGAAUGCUAUCGAACCGUUGAAUGCUGACAAGUCAUUUAACGACAUUCUUGACAAACUUAACAUUCUAUUCAAAAUUCUCAAUUCCAAAUCUACGAGCGAAGCAUCAGAUUUCACCGAACCGGCGUUUCCCCUUUCUGAAGGCAUUGUGGUACAGUUUGCUGAACGGCCAGUGUACCAGUUAAUCGAUGAUAAUCCGGAGCUGAAUCCGUUAAUUCAAUCUAGCUACUGGUUGGGUUAUCCAUCGUUCUUGGACAAAAUUGACGAAGAUGUUGAAUUGAUUGCCUGCGACUUGUGUGAAUUAGCCAAAACGGCUCUGCCAAGUGAAACAAAUAUAACUUCAGACUGUAAGCGCUUGCUGCAUUUAACAGCCUCACCUCAGUCGAACCGCGAAAGAACAACGGCCGCUCCUUGCUUCCGAACCCGUCGUGUUGAAGUGGAACCGACUACAGGACGUCCAGAGAAAAAGAUUUACGUUACACGCGGACGAGGCUUUCCUCGAACGCCACCAACACGUGGCGAUUUGUUCCGUUCACGUCCGCCGAACACAUCCAGACCACCUUCAUUGCAUGUAGACGAUUUUCUUGCAUUGGAAACGUGUGGAGCUCAACCAACUGGUCCAACGGGUUACAACAAAUUAUCGCGUGAUAUCAUCAGCAUUCGAGGUACUCGUGGCCGUGGCCGCGGUUUUGUUGACAGAGGACGUGGUUCAGCAAUGGGUGUUGUUAAUUCGGCCAGUCCUUACCGGCAGACUAAUCGUAGGACAAACUCCCCGUCAACAUGGCAAAGUCAUGGUGCAAUGGAGGCAACUGGUCCGCCACAGCAUUAUCGCACGGCCACUGCAGAACCGGUUGGACAUUUUCAAGGUGAUUACGGACCGAGUAUAUCGCAUUUCGGUACACCGAUGAGAGGCGGACGAAUACGUGGUAGUACGAGGCCGCCGAGAACGUUUGCUAGACAAUAAUGUAUUGGAUCUAGAAUGUUGUCGUUGUCAUUUUUUUUAGUUCUUUGACAGUUGAUCAAUUGUCUGGUCGAUGUCAGAGGCAUUUCAUUAUUUUAGUUUUAGUUUUUUUAAUUUUAUUAAAAUUUAAAACGUGAUUAUGAA